Molecule: messenger RNA, 1374 nt
Organism: Dentiscutata erythropus
Lineage: Eukaryota; Fungi; Glomeromycota; Glomeromycetes; Diversisporales; Gigasporaceae
Source: the annotation of a GenBank genome assembly
AUGGAUGACUUAACAUAUUCUGAUGAUUAUAUUUCAGAUAAUUUAUCACAUAAUGAUUCCACUUUUAAUGCCUUAACACAAAAUGAUUCUAAUACUGAUAUCUUCUUGCAAAAUAAUAGUGGAGUAGAAAUAAAUAAUACUUUUAAAACCAAAGAUCAUUGGAUAGAAGUAAUACAUAAUAAUAAAAAAUCGUGGAGAUGUUUGCACUGUCAAAAUAAAGUAUAUUCUUGUAAUACUAGUAGAACAUAUCUAAAAAACUAUACCUUAUCUUGUUCUAGCAAUUUCGUAGACGAUAAUCAUAAUAGACCUAUGUCAAGAGAUGAUAUGGAUGAUUCAAUAGUCGAUUUAGUUAUUGGGACUGGAAUAUCUUUUAAUGUUAUUGAUAGCCCAUUAUUUCACAGAAUGGCAAGAAAACUUUAUCGUGUAACUCAUUCUUACAAGAUUCCCCACUCAACAACAGUGUCUCGACAUUUAUCUGGUAAUAUUUUUGAUAAAAGAUUAGAGUUUGUAAAAGAGGCAUUAGCAAAAACUUCAAGCAAAAUUUCUUUUACCUAUGAUGGAUGGUAUUCGACUGUCCACAAAUGCCAUUAUAUGGUUGUUACAGUAUCAUGGAUAAGUACCGAUUGGGAGAUAGUUAAUAUUAUUUUAAACUUCCAAGAGUCAGAACAAACAGCCAUUGAUAUAAAAUCUGCCGUGAGUCGAAUUAUUCAAAGUGAAUUACCUAAUAACAAUAUUAUAUCAAUUGGCUGCAUGUGCCAUAUUUUAAAUCUAAUUAUUAAAGCUGGAUUAGCAAGAAUAAGUGAACUUCAUAAAAAAAUACAUAAAAUAAUGAAAUAUCUAGCAAAUCCCUUAGCAAGUGAAGAAGAAGAAUUAAUAGAGCUUAAAUCAGUUUGUCAGCUUCUUAAGCUAUUCGAAGCUGCUACAUUAGUUCUUUCAAAAGACAAGUCAAAUUCAAUAUCUGAUGCUCUAACAUUAAUGAAAAGAAAGUUUGAUAAGUAUUGGAAUAAAAUAAUUGAUCAAGUUAUAAUCGCACAUGUUCUUGAUCCAAGAUACAAGAUGGAACAUUUGAAGACAACAUUAAUUGAAAUUGGCGAGUAUAGUGAAUUGGCUGCAGAACAAUUUGUCAAUAAUAUUCGACAAAUAAUAAUUCAAUAUGGUGCAAAUUAUACAAAUACCAAUAUACAAUCAUCUUCCGUUGAAGUUGUCGGAGUUGAUCAUAAUAAUUCUUUAUCUGAUACAUCAUUUCCUAAAAGAUGCAUGUUAAAAAGACCUUCUUAUAAUAUUAAUACAGUUGGUUAUGAAUUAAUAUUGUAUAAAAGAGAACCUCCUGAAGAAAUUAGAAGUAAUGAUGAAAAUAAUAGACUUUCCUGUUGA